Messenger RNA from Talaromyces proteolyticus, 639 nucleotides. RefSeq names its product putative peptidyl-prolyl cis-trans isomerase. Gene Ontology annotation, molecular function: peptidyl-prolyl cis-trans isomerase activity. Bases 1 to 639 code for a protein of 212 amino acids. The record is from RefSeq and is a predicted model, not a curated record. Gene Ontology annotation, cellular component: catalytic step 2 spliceosome. The transcript has 3 exons. Lineage: Eukaryota; Fungi; Ascomycota; Eurotiomycetes; Eurotiales; Trichocomaceae. Gene Ontology annotation, biological process: protein peptidyl-prolyl isomerization.
AUGUCGGUGACUCUACAUACCACCCACGGCGACCUCAAGGUCGAAAUUUUUUGCGAAACAGUCCCUCGAACCGCAGAAAAUUUUCUCGCCCUAUGUGCAUGCGGCGCAUACAACAACACCCCCUUCCACCGAUUCAUGCCCGGCUUCAUGAUCCAGGGCGGUGACAUAUCACUCAGCAAAGCGGCGACGUCGUCCGAACACCCCAUCCUCCCAUUCGACGACAUCCCCAAAGGCGGUACUUCAGUAUACCAUCCAUCUGCCCUCAACCAGGAAAUUCACACCCCUGCACUUCGUCACAAUUCUCGAGGUGUACUUUCAAUGGCAUCGAGGCCCGUCAAAGACCGCACACUCCCCGGUAUGCAAGGCGCCACCGGAUCGACUGUGAAUGGUAGUCAAUUCUUCAUAACAUUUGGCUCAGCGCCGCAUCUAGAUGGCGAAAGUACCGUUUUUGGGAAAGUUCUUAAUCUGACGGCUCAGGAUGAGAACGGUGAUGUUUUGGGGAGGCUGGAAAAGGCUCAUGCUAAAGUGGACAAGAAAGGCCGCGUGAUUCAGCCUAAAGAAGGAGAGGAAAUCGACGGCGAGUGGGAGGCCUUAGAAUUGAACUCUGUGACGAUUCACGCCAACCCAUUCGCAAAGUGA